Messenger RNA from Ipomoea nil (Japanese morning glory), 2020 nucleotides. RefSeq names its product BTB/POZ domain-containing protein POB1-like. The coding region runs from base 182 to 1831 and encodes 549 amino acids. Gene Ontology annotation, molecular function: protein binding. Lineage: Eukaryota; Viridiplantae; Streptophyta; Magnoliopsida; Solanales; Convolvulaceae. The transcript has 6 exons. Gene Ontology annotation, cellular component: nucleus. The record is from RefSeq and is a predicted model, not a curated record. Gene Ontology annotation, biological process: response to red light.
CAUGCUUAUUUCCUAAAGGAAAGAGAUGAGAGUUUGAGACCGGAAUCCUAUGUGUGUUGCGUUUCUCUAUAUAUAUCUGUUCGUCUUCUCCGAUUGAUUUAGCGGCAGCUCGGCGAAAGUUUAAUUGCUAUUUGUACUCGUUACUAGCAGUGAAACCUAAAUUUUGGAGAGAGAAUAGAGUAUGAAGGAUAGGAAUUUGGACCUGUUUGACCCUAGAACGGCGGUUAUGGACCCUGAUUACUCUCCUACCACCGGCCGCCAGCCGGAUUUCGCCUUCGCCUUCAACGAUAGCAACUUCUCCGACCGCCUCCUGCGGAUCGAGAUUGUUGCCGACUCGUCCGACCAGCUUUCCGACUCCGAGGGCUGUCAGAGCCUCGCGGAUUGGGCUCGCCACCGCAAGCGUCGGAAGGAGGAUACCAAAAAUGAAAACGCUUUGGAUAUCACCAUAUGCCCAGAGGAGCAGAUUCUUACUUGUCACCAGAUUGAUCCUGAUGAUGUUGAUACUGAAAAUCAAGAAGAGUCGGUGGUUGCAAUGAUUGAAGAAGUACAAUCGGGAGAUGAAGCUCCCAACAGUGAAGAUUCAGAUUGGAACAUGGAUUCAAGGGUUACAAAAGUCAAAACAUUGCAUAUCAGCUCUCCUAUUCUGGCAGCAAAAAGUCCAUUCUUUUAUAAGCUUUUCUCAAAUGGGAUGAAGGAAUCAGAGCAGAGACAAGUCACCCUUCAAAUUCAUGCUUCUGAGGAAGCUGCACUGAUGGAGCUCCUGAAUUUCAUGUAUAGCAAUACACUAAAUACAACUUCUGCACCUGCUUUGUUGGAUAUACUCAUGGCUGCUGAUAAAUUUGAGGUUGCUUCUUGCAUGAGGUAUUGCAGCCGCCAACUACGUAAUUUACCAAUGACUCCAGAAUCAGCAUUGCUUUAUCUAGAGCUUCCUUCUAGUGUUCUGAUGGCUGAGGCUGUUCAGCCAUUAACUGAUGCAGCAAAACAAUUUCUAGCAGCCCGCUAUAAAGAUGUCUCCAAGUUUCAAGAGGAGGUAAUGAACUUACCCUUGGCUGGAAUUGAAGCAAUUUUGUCCAGUGAUGACCUCCAAGUGGCAUCUGAGGAUGCAGUAUAUGACUUGGUUUUGAAGUGGACAAGGAGUCAUUACCCGAAGUUGGAGGAUCGACAUGAGAUUCUUGGUUCCCGUCUCGGUCGCUAUAUACGCUUUCCUUAUAUGAGCUGCCGAAAGCUUCGCAAGAUUCUAGUUUGUAAUGAUUUUGAUCAUGAGUUUGCAUCCAAGCAUGUACUUGAUGCCCUAUUUUUCAAGGCCGAGGCCCCUCAUCGGCAGCGAACCCAAGCUGCAGAGGGAUCUACUUCCGCAAGUCGUCGCUUUGUUGAGCGUGCUUACAAGUAUCGACCUAUCAAGGUAGUGGAGUUUGAGGUCCCUCGGCAACAGUGUAUAGUCUACUUGGACCUAAAGCGUGAAGAGUGUGCUAAUUUGUUCCCAUCUGGCCGAGUAUAUUCUCAAGCAUUUCACCUGGGAGGACAAGGUUUUUUCCUAUCGGCACAUUGUAACAUGGAUCAACAAAGCGCUUUCCACUGCUUUGGUCUAUUUCUGGGGAUGCAGGAAAAGGGUUCUGUGUCAUUCGCUGUCGACUAUGAGUUUGCAGCUAGAUCAAAGCCAACAGAGGAGUAUAUCAGCAAAUACAAGGGUAACUACACCUUUACUGGUGGAAAGGCGGUUGGCUAUCGAAACUUGUUUGGUGUACAAUGGACUUCUUUCAUGGCAGAUGACAGUCCUUACUUCAUCAAUGGCAUACUCCAUCUUAGGGCUGAGCUUACCAUCAGGCACUAACUUCUUUCCACGAUUUCCAACAAAUUGUUAUUUUCAUUUUGGUUAGUUCCAGCCUUGUUUCCCCAGCUCAAAAGAAGUAAGGAAAAGCUAAGGGAAAUUUAAGGUGAUGGCAGUCUAACAGCUAUAGUUUAGAUCUUCAAAAAAUGUGUAUACAUCCAAAUGAAUUGGAAUGAUGAAAAUCAAGUUUGU